Messenger RNA from Aedes albopictus (Asian tiger mosquito), 5717 nucleotides. RefSeq names its product neurogenic locus protein delta (gene Delta). The transcript is spliced from 6 exons. Bases 1038 to 3536 code for a protein of 832 amino acids. Gene Ontology annotation, molecular function: calcium ion binding; Notch binding. Gene Ontology annotation, cellular component: plasma membrane. NCBI's taxonomy places the organism in Eukaryota, Metazoa, Arthropoda, Insecta, Diptera, Culicidae. The record is from RefSeq and is a predicted model, not a curated record. Gene Ontology annotation, biological process: cell communication; Notch signaling pathway; multicellular organism development.
UCGGUGCGUUCGUGCACGUAUACGAGCACGAACCAUGCCGUGUACGUGUGUAUGUGAGGCAGGGGUUCAAGAUCGCAUCCCGUGUUUUCCUCGUGCUAGUCUGUCGGAGAACGUUGCGCGGUUCGGAAACAAUAACUGUGUCGGCUCGGCUCGCGUGUGCGGCAUCGUUUCACAGUGGGAAGCUUAAAAUUUUUUAUCCGUUUUUUGGAGACAAAAGCGUCUCAUCGCGCACUACUGAAACAAAAUUCAAUAAAACCAAUCUGUUUUCCGUGGUUAAGUAGGCGGUGAAAAUCAACACAUCAUAGAUAGGUACAUGGACAUUGGUGUUCAGUUGACCGAGUGGGCUCCUUUGAUUCGUGUGUGAUUGGCAUCUUCGCGCGGUGCUGCUGCUGCUGCUGCUGCAGUGUUUAACAACGUGCUCGUGCAUAAUUUGCAGUAGGCUGGGAUACAAGCCAACAAAGUAGCCGGCAAAAGGAAGCAACAAGCUGGUGGGAAUAUCGUAUACAGUGCAAAUUAAUUUACCUUCUUUAUUGAGUAUACAACUCAGUCUACAACAGUGCUUGAAUGCAAAGGAAUUUUCGCAAACUGGAAAUUUUGGUGCAAAAAAAAAUUGUUUGAAAAGAUUGUGUCGAGAAGAAUAAGAAGAAUACAAAAGUGACCGAAGAAACCCUCAACUUUUCUAUCAUGAUUUGAUAAACCGCCCAACAAGAAGAGCUCUUGAGAGUAAUAUUAGUUGUAUUGUAGUGAUGGUCGCUGCAUGAAACAAAUGCUGCAAUGUUGCCGCGAAUCAAGAAUAAAUUCUAAGCAGUUCGAAGUGUCAUUCUGUGAUACAACACAGUACAGAUGAGCGGCUUAACCCACCGCCGGUGAAGAUCGUUCUAAUCUAUCUAGUACUACCUGCCAUCUUGCUGCCGGAUUUCCGCUUCCUGAUAUAACAGCUAGUACGGCUGAGCCAUACUAACAACUCUACUAGAUAAGGCAGUGCUCAUCUAUCCAACUAUCCAGCUCACAGGAGGCCAAGCGACGUGCCAAGCACCAUGAAUAGGAUAUACCUCUUAUCUAUCCUAUGGCUAUCAUCAUCGUUUCUAAUCAGUCAGAUCGAAGGCUCCGGGCUAUUUGAGCUGAAGCUGAAGUACUUCAAAAACGAACGAGGGGUGGAUAACGAGGGCGCCUGCUGUUCGGGUCGUUCUGAUGCCAAAGGCAACUGUAUCGGAACGUGCAAAACGAGGUUUCGUGCGUGUCUGAAGCACUACCAAGUCACUAUCGACACCUCGUCGCCGUGCACGUUCGGCGAUGUCAUAACGCCCGUGUUCGAGGGAAAUUCGCUGAACCUGACCGAAAGGAGUAAACAAGAAGGAUUCGAAAAUCCGAUGCGGUUUCCGUUCGAAUUUGGAUGGCCGGGCACCUUUACACUGAUUGUGGAAGCAUGGCUCGACACGAACGAAACUACGUCGCGAUCACCAGGCAUUCUAAUAUCGCGUUUCUCCAACCAACGGGUGCUUGACGUUUCUCCCGAGUGGACGGAGGACAGUAACAACUCGACGCACUCAAUCCUGCAGUACGCAUUCCGGGUGACGUGCGACCCGUCGUACUUCGGGUCGGGGUGUGCCAGCCUGUGUCGGAAGCGCAACGAUCAGUUCGGGCACUACACCUGUUCGCCGACCGGGGACCGCGUUUGCCUGGCCGGUUGGCAAGGCGACUACUGCACCAAACCCCGUUGCACUCCUGGAUGUGAUGAGAAACAUGGACACUGCAGCAAACCUAAUGAAUGCAUUUGCCAGUCUGGAUGGAAGGGCGAGCUGUGCGACGAGUGUGAGCCCUACCCGGGAUGCAUGCACGGAACCUGCAAGAAGCCCUGGGAAUGCCUGUGCAACGAAGGCUGGGGUGGGCUGUUCUGCAAUCAGGAUCUGAACUUUUGCACUAACCACAAGCCGUGCCAGAACGGGGGAACUUGUUUCAACACCGGACAAGGUUCGUAUACUUGCCAGUGCCCGCCCGGUUACACCGGAACCGACUGCGAGACGCGCAUUAGCAACUGUGCAGCCAUGCCGUGCCUGAACGGAGGUGCGUGCCACGACGAUAAAGAACGCCACAGCUAUCGAUGCGAGUGUGUGAAGGGCUGGAUUGGGGCGCAUUGCGAGAAGGAAACCGUCACCUGCUCGGAGAAACCCUGCAUGCAUGGAACCUGUAAGGAUACCAACUUGGGGUUUAAGUGCGAAUGCCCGAUCGGGUAUAGUGGGAUGGCCUGUGAAGUGCAAGUCGACGAAUGUAAUCCCAAUCCUUGUGAGAAUGGAGGCACUUGCUUCAACCGAGGCGACUCGUUCAAAUGCCAAUGCUCCAGCGGAUACAGCGGGACCCGAUGCGAGGUUAACAUCGAUGAUUGCCAGGGUAAUCCGUGCAUGAAUGGGGGAUCAUGUGUCGACAUGGUCAAUAAAUUUCGUUGUCAAUGCGUUCCAGGCUUCAUAGGCGCACUGUGCGAGAACAAAGUAGAUCUGUGUCUGACCAAGCCAUGCGCCAACGGAGGUACGUGUAUCAAUCUGAACAAUGACUACCGAUGCAAUUGCCGCGCCGGAUUCACUGGAAAGGAUUGCAGCGUUGAUGUGGAUGAGUGUAGUUCCUCGCCAUGUAAGAACGGCGGAACCUGCGUCAACAGAGUGAACAGUUUUCAAUGCGUUUGCGCUGGUGGCUUCCGAGGAUCGACCUGUGACGAAGAGGCUUUAUCAGCCAGUUGGGACUCGGCUACCGGUAGUAUAUCGGCUCACGUGGCAAGUGGGCAUCAUGAAGCUCAAAGUGGCCGAAGCGAUGGCCUCAGUAGUGGUCAAAUUGUGCUGAUUGCUAUAUUCUCGGUUGCGACGCCUCUGGCCGCAUUUAUUGCAACAGCUGUGGUAAUCUGCAUGAAGCGCAAACGUCGACGGGAACAGGAGAAAGACGAUGCCGAAGCACGUAAACAAAACGAACAAAAUGCAUCGCAUAUGACGCACCACCAUCACCACAAUUCCAUGUCUUCGUCGAAAAGAAGCAGCAACAGCGCCCUCACCAACUUGGACACCUCUCAUCACAUGAUCAAGAACACCUGGGAUAAAAGCGUCAACAACAUGGCCACGUCAGCAAGUUUAGACGAAGGCUGUUUGAUGAACAGCAGUCUCUACGGCGGUAUCCCCGGCGGCUAUGGUGAGACCCCCUCUGCCAGUAGUGAACAGUGCUACCAGGCAGCCGCAAAUCCUACAACCUUGCAACGUGCCAAAUCGCAAAAACAACUCAAUACCGACCCAAUGGUGAUGCAUCGGGCGUCGCAGAUGAUUGCCGGGGGAGCCAUCGGGGGUGGAGCUCAGUCGUCGUCAGCUGGUGGUCCAGUUGGUGCCGCAGCUACUCCCACUACCUCAUCGACAGUGGCAGCCGCAGCGGCGGUCAGCACCAAAGAAAUGCUGCUGGAAAAGCGGAUAUCCGUCCUUUCCGAUGCCAGUUUAUGCAACACCCGGUGGAGUAGCUCCCAAAACAGGCAGAUUGUUGGCCCCUGCAGUCCGCCACACGUGUAGGAUUUUUAAAUAAUUAACAUUUUUUGAAUAGAUCUCCCUCUUAACAACUAAAAAAGUACGUGCUCUUUGUAAUUAAAUUUAACUUUAAAUUAUUUUUGUUUAUAUUUCAAUAUUUAGACAAAAAUCAGUGAAAUUACUACAGAGAAAUGAAUUCGUAAAAUUCGUUUAGGUUUCCAAAGCACGUUUUGUAAAAGAAAACUACAAUAUUCAAAUUUUUCUUAGCUGGUCAUUGAUUGAACAUAUAGAAUUUAUGAAUUGUACAUCUUGAAUUAUAUUUAUCAAACCGACCAAGCAUAGAAGCUUUCACUUAUAACGAAUAAUUGAGAGAAUGAGCUUGUUUUUAGAACCGAGAAUCGAAAAAAAAAUAAAGUUAGACUUACCUGUAAACAAUCAAUAUUUGUCAUAUCACAGAGUACUCGUGUGUCAAAAAUAUUAAACGUAACGAGCCUCGCGCGCUAAGUUCGAUUUCCGUAUCGGAAUGGAUCUCGAUUAUUUUUUUUUUUUUUCUUUUAUGCUUACUACACUAAUUGUCCCAGUUAAAAAAAAACUUUGAUUCACGAAGCUCAUCCAAGGCCAGUUCUUAAAACCCUCUCGACGUUGAAAAGAAAAUGGUAGAUAUUGAUCUAGGUGUAUUCCAAGAAAAAACAAAGAAAGUUAACUGUAAAUACGAAUAGCUGUAGGAUCAUUUAAAUUCUUAAUUUUAUACACCUUGAGGUCGGAAGUUUUUUUUUUUGAAUUUUCAUAGGUUUUAAAGAGAGUUUGUGUAAUGGAUAUUUUGACUGAGAUAAUAAAAACGAAGGAGAACAAUUGACCGAUAAAAUCAGCCAUAUCAGGAAGCCUUAAGAAGGGUAUAUUUUUGCAUUUUAGCACUCUGUGCAGCGUUUCAAAUUUUUAGAACCCCCUGUCGUAACACCCUCAACAGGUUCGUUCCAUACACACACCCACACAUGUACACAGAACAAAAAAUGAACUGACAUCAAAGCACGCAUUAAUGUAGUAUGUUACAUGCAUUAACCUAAAAUGGAAUGUUUACGAAGGAAAUAAACUCAACGGAAUCAAGCGUUAAUCCACAUAGGAGUUCUGCUAUGCAGAAUUCUCAAUAUUUUGUACAUAGUAAUUACAUAUUUAUUUUCGACCUUUCCUCUCUAUGUAUUUUAGGGUAAUCAAUAAAAAAAAGCCUAUCAUAAAUGGUUUAUGCUAGCAGCUGACAUUUCACGCCAUUAGUUAAACUAUUUUUGAUAUUUGUUUCCAAACCCAAAAACAUAAUUUCCUCUCUCGACAUGCUGUACCGCAACUAAUCCGACGUCUCCACUAGACAGAAAUGCCUUGCCAUUUUGCUGGACAUAUGUAUCAUGACAGAAAUGUUCUCUCGCUGUUUGCAUGGAAAGCAGCGGUGUUGAUCAUUUCUGUUACGUUUUCUCUUUCUGGCAGCAAAAUGGCAAGACAUUUCUGUCUAGUGGAGACGUAGGGUAAUUGCAGCGUAACACAGCAUGUCGAAACUAGGAAGUUGCUAUCAUCCUACUAUUUGUUUUAUUUGAGCCACUGCCAUAAUCAAGUUUUAUAAUUAGUCAAUUCAUAAAAAUCGUCUAUCUUUUUCAGGACAUAUUUUCUAUAACUACUUGUAAUCAGCUGUUUUCUGUGCUUUUCCUAAGUAUGUAUUUGCUAAAUCUUGUAUCCAAAUGAAAACGCAACCCUAUAGCCAGUCAUCUCACACAUAUUUAUGAAAAGAAAGAUUACAAUUAACUCAUGCAAGCUUGGACCGCGUGGUCACAGUGUCAAAAGCUUAAUGUGAUACCCGAUAUUUCUAAUAUUGAUAGCGAUAUUUCUAUCGGAAAAUGACGGUGUUCCACCACUCCUCACCGGACACACAAGCGUAACGAUGCUUAUGCAUCAAUCUAUAUUUCUCCAAUCUUUGUUUUCAUGUCGGUAAGCAUAAUAAAUCGGAUAAAAGUAUUGUGAUCCAUACUUAAUUUUAACGAAAAACACCCUAGGCGCGUAAGAUAUGUUACGGUGUAAGCGUAUUCGAAGAAUUGGAAUAAAAUAGAAUCAAGAAAAUGAAGAACUAAGUCAAAUGAAUAGUUUACACGUUUUUUGUAAAUUCCUACUUUUAUAAUAUAUUGAACAAAUUGACUGAAUUAAAAUUGAUUUAUAAAUAAAAUACACAAUAAGUGCAAAAUAUAA